Molecule: messenger RNA, 1752 nt
Organism: Fonsecaea multimorphosa CBS 102226
Lineage: Eukaryota; Fungi; Ascomycota; Eurotiomycetes; Chaetothyriales; Herpotrichiellaceae
Exons: 2
Coding region: 1-1752 (583 amino acids)
Source: RefSeq, a predicted model, not a curated record
AUGGAGAACUUCGAUCUAGUCAUCGUCGGUGCAGGAUGGCACGGACUCGCCAUGGCCAAGACAUACUCCGAGGUCUGUCCAGACGCCAGUCUGCUCAUCAUAGACUCUGCCACGUCCAUCGGCGGCACGUGGGCCAAAGAGCGCCUGUACCCUGGCCUCAAGACCAACAACAUCGUCGGCUCGUACGAGUUUGGCGAUUUCCCCAUGACACCUGAGAGAUUCGGUGUCAAGCCAGGACAGCAUAUUCCCGGCACAGUGGUGCAUGAGUAUCUGCGUCAAUUUGCGGAGCAGUUCGGUCUGGUGUCGCGGUUGAGGCUGCAGACCAAGGUUGAAUCCGCAGAACUGCACGAGACCGGUGAGUGGCUGCUUCGAGUGCGUAGACAGGCUGAGAACGGUGGAGCGUCAUGUCUGAAGGCUAGGCGGCUUGUUGUGGCUACGGGGUUGACCUCUGAGCCGUACGUGCCCAACUAUGCUGGAAGGGAAAGUUUCACGGGGAACUUCUUUCAUUCACGCCAGCUAAGAGAUCGUGCAAAGGAUAUACAGGCGUCGAAGGAGGUCGUGGUAGUUGGGGCCAACAAGUCGGCAUGGGAUGUCUGCUAUUCUGCUGCGAUCUCGGGAGCCCACGUGAAUAUGGUCAUCAGACCAGAGGGCGGCGGCCCCAGUUGGGUAUGGCCUGUCAUGUUUUCUCCGUUCAAGCUGUCGAUUCAAAGAAUGGCGACUACAAGGCUUUUCACCCUGUUUGAACCCUGCAUCUGGGCUGGGGGCAGCGGGUUCAACCUGGUCCGGAGGCUCCUGCACCAGACCUGGCUGGGUCGGCAGUUGGUGAAGCUGUUCUGGAAGAUACUUGCAAAUCCCGUGCUCUCAGCAAACGCAUACCACAAGCAUCCGGAGCUGAGAAAAUUAAAGCCCUGGGCGUCAAUGUUCUGGAUGGGCAAUUCCCUGGGUGUUCACAAUUAUGAAACCAACUGGUUCGAAUUGGUGGAGCAGGGAAGGAUAACUGUCCAUAUCGCUGACGUCUCAUCUCUGGCGGAUAAUGAGGUCCAUCUUUCAAAUGGUGAAGUGCUUCAUGCUGACACUUUUGUCUGUUGCACCGGCUGGAGGGUGGCUCCGCCCAUCAAGUUCAUGCCACCAAGUGUGGCACCGCAACUGGGACUCCCAGGAUCAGAAAAGGCUGAGACUAAGUAUCUCGUCAAGCAUGCGGAUGAGGAGAUUUUCAAAGCUGUGCCAGGUCUUCGCGCAGGGCCUAUAAAAGUUCUGCCAGAUGGACUAGGACCGAUCCAUGUCUCGGGAGAUACCCUGGCGCACGCACCGUAUCGGUUGUAUCGUUUCAUGGUGCCGCCGGCAAAGAUUUUUCUGGACCACCGUAAUAUAGCUUUCAUCGGGGCUCACCUUGCUCUCAACGCCAUCACGGUCGCACAAGCUCAGGCGUUGUGGAUAACGGCCUUCUUCCAGCAUAAGAUCCCGAAGUUGAACUCUUCCACAACCACUCACCAGGAUAUUGAAUAUCAAACGAUCCUCCAAAGUGAGUACUGCCGGUGGAGACACCCACCUACUGGCGGAGGUGCAGGCGGGAGAUGUCCCGAUCUCGUCUUCGAUGGGCUGCUGUACACCGACUUGCUCCUCCAAGAUGUUGGCAUAAACAACUUCAGGAAGCGUAAUGUCUGGGAGGAAUUGUUUGAUCGGUACUUGCCCAAAGACUAUGCUGGAAUGACAGGGGAAUUGAGAAAUCGAAUGAGGUCCGGCCAUAGUUAA